CAGGGGAGUACAACCCAAUACAACAUGAAAUUAUGUGUCAUCUUAUGUCAUGCUAUUAAAUAAGGAAUGCCAUUCAUAGCUAGGGAUAGUCAAUAUCCUUGAGUUGUAUGAUCACAAUUAGUGCUGAAUGUUUAUCUAGGGAACAGAUGCUUUAGGGUACAGUGUGUAGUGGUCACCACCUCAUGCAGUUCGUGGACGGGAUUUGCAUAAUAUUUCUGUGUCUUGGCUGCUGGCACUCGGUUAGCAGUGGCAUGUGACUGGAAAGGAUAGAUGGUGCUCGCUUGAAAGAUGGAAUAUUUCUGGUGGCUCACAACAGUACCACUGAACCUUUCAACCACCUCUUUCCAAUCCACUUGGAGACCUAAGUGAUACCAUGUGUCCUCAGAAGAGGGGACGAAUACCUUCCAGAAUAGCCAUGAACUGUUACUGGAAAGUCCUGGCAAUUUUCUUACUAUUUCUUCCACGGGCAUUGUCUCUCCAGCCAGCCCAGCCCAGAGUGUUGCUAGUAUCUUUUGAUGGAUUUCGAUGGGAUUACAUCUAUAAAGUCUCAACUCCCAAUUUUCACUAUGUCAUGGAGAAUGGUGUUCAUGUCAAACAGGUCACUAACGUGUUUAUAACGAAAACUUAUCCUAAUCAUUAUACAAUGGUGACUGGUCUCUAUGCAGAAAGCCACGGUGUAGUUGCUAACGAGAUGUAUGAUCCUAUUCUGAAUGAAACUUUCUCUCUGAACAAAAUGGAUAUCCAUAACUCCAAGUUCUGGGAAGAAGCCAGCCCAAUAUGGGUAACAAACCAGGGGGAAGGACAUAAAACCGGAGCAGCUAUGUGGCCUGGAACAGAUGUGAAAAUCCAUGGAGUCCUUCCUACAUAUUAUAUGCCCUACAAUGAAUCUGUUUCCUUUGAAGACAGAGUUGCUAGGCUUAUUGACUGGUUUUCAUCAGAAGAACCCAUAAACUUUGGUCUCCUAUAUUGGGAACAGCCUGAUGAGAUGGGCCAUAUUCUGGGUCCUGAAAACCCACUUAUGGGACCGAUAAUUAGUGAUAUUGACAAAAAGCUGGGAUAUCUUAUGUCUGAACUGAAGAAAGCGAAGCUGUGGGAUGUGAUAAAUGUCAUAAUCACAAGUGAUCACGGAAUGUCGCAGUCCUCCUCGGAAAGGCUCAUUGAGCUUGAUCAGUACGUGAACAGAGAGCUCUAUAAAGUCAUUGACCAUUCUCCUGCAGUAGCUAUUUUGCCAAAAGAAGGCAAACUGGAUGAAGUAUACGAAGCUUUGGCCAAUGCUCAUCCCAACAUGACUGUGUAUAAAAAGGAGCAGAUUCCAGAUAGAUUACAUUACAAACACAACAAUAAAAUUCAGCCAAUCUUAGCAGUGGCCGAUAAAGGAUGGGAAAUUGUAUUUAAUAAGUCUGAAGGUUUUCAAUUUGGUAAUCAUGGAUAUGACAACAUCUUACCAGAAAUGCAUCCAAUUCUUUUGGCAGUUGGGCCUGCUUUCAGGAAGAAUGCCACCAAAGGAUUCAUGAAUGCUACAGACUUGUACCCCUUAUUGUGCCAUCUACUUGGUAUUAACCCGCUGCCAAACAAUGGUUCGUUCAACGCUGUGAAAGAUAUGCUUGCUGAAGAAGUUCCUGUAGCCUUUGGAGCAGACACCUAUGCUACCAUUAUAGGAGUCUUUCUGGGCAGCUUUCUUGUUAUGGUUUUUAUUGCAGUAUUUGUUAAGCAUUUUAUCCUCACCCAAGCAAAUACCAUGCAAAUGCAACGUACUGAAGCUGCCCAGCCACUGUUGCAAGAUUAAUAACACUUGGUACUAUUUGAUACUUAAAAUAAGCUUAUACAAAAUUAAAAUUAAUAGAGGAUCAGCAUAAAUAUGUGGAAUAAAAGGCAAUGGAUGCUGAUCCCAUGGUACACUGGAGUAUGUACAUACCAGGUGUGCAGAGAAGGAGCAUGUUUCUGUUUCACCCUACAACCACUGCAUCUUUCAGGGGUUGAAAAUACUCGAGGUAAAGGUGGAAAGCUGUAUCUGUGUGUAGACAUGUAGUGACAGUAGACCUUGAACACCUGAUUCUGAGCUACUUUUAGGGAAAUUAUACCAACUGAGGUGCACUUCACAGGCUGUUCCACGGUGAUUUAUUUGCCCACCCCACUUCUUUUUUUUCUUUAAGAGGUUUUGAUAGUAUCUUAAAUUCUAAUAAGUCGCUGAAUGUUACUACAUUUCUUUGGGUUUUUUUUCUUCCCUGCUCAAGGAAGCUUUUGCAUGGAUCACCAUUAAGCUUAGUGGAUUAAAUCCUGCAGAAAACAACAUUAUUGUUAAGCUAGGUCACACAGUGCUGUUACAAGUUCAGAGUUAGGCAUAUUUCUUUGAACACCUGUGUUAAUUGUAGCCCCAAAAUAUGCAUCCAGGUGGUAUUGUCUUUAGCAAUCAGCAUUAAACUACUUUUUUUUUUUUAAAUGUAGGUAAAUUUUAGGUAAAUGUAGGUCUUUUUCUACUGUUUCCUGUAUACUGGACUAAAUUUUCUAGGAAUUCUGUACGGCUGGCAGUUUAAAGACACGUACAAGCACACCACCUAUAUAUCCAAAUGGAGUCCUUUAUCCUGUGACAAAGGGUUCUUUCAGAAUAAGGCAGAUGCAUCAGUUAAGGAACAUACAUGUACAAGCUGGUUUCAGAGUGCUGUCAAGCUUGUCGCUCUGUGUCACAUCAGAUCUGUUACUGGAGACUCUUCUCAGGCGUGAGCUUGUCUUGCUGUCUUGUGUUUUAUCUGAUAUGUCUGGGUGGACCUUAGAAUUUGGUGAGUAGGAUUAGACACACAGUUUAAAGAAUAGAGUAUAAAUUUUAAGCCAUAUAUACUCUUAAAUCUGAAAAAGCACACUUUAAUAUGAAAAAAAUUUUAAGACUGGAGUUUGUUCUUCCAGAGGAAAGUCUCUAUCAGGGAAAGUUAUUUCUUUUGAGUCAACAAAACUAUAUAUUAUUCUGAUUCUUUUGUGUGUGGCAAUAAACCUUGCUAUUGUGGGUUUUUUGAUGAGCUCUCUUAAAUGGUGUGUGAGAAGCUGCUGACUAAGGUUUGUAUGAAAAACAUGGUAUGAAGUGAGAAAAGUUCUCUAGUUGUCAGACUUGUUUAAAAGCUGUGUCUGUUUUUUUUCUCCCUCCCUGUGCGAGUUAGUCUUUUUCUGCACUUUGUUUCUGAGUACAAUGGCUGAAGAAGAAAGAAACUCUUUCAAAAUUCACACAAAUCCUCAGUCUGGUAUUUCUAAGUGCAAUUUAUUGCUUUAUCCACAGCACCCAGCAGAGGGCAAAGAUGGGAACAUCUUGGCCUUGGAUGUGCUCUGUCAGACUAAUGGUGUGACUAACAGUCUAAUGCUGCAGUUGGGAGCUGCAACAAGCUGACUAGCUGAAGUUCAAAACUCGUUUUGCUAAACUUAAUUCCAGACUUAAUGAAUGACAUCUAGGCGAGUUCAGAAGGGCGCUUACUUCUUGCUGCCUCAGUGAUGACUCUCGAGUGCCGUGUCAUGAACUCUCUGGCCCGCACUGCAUCAGAAGUUAUCUGUUGGAUUCCUCCCUGGUGUCAGGGACACUUGCUUAGCAUUAAACUGUCUUGCAAACAGAUGUGGAAGGUUUCCAGAGACCACAGUGAGGUGCAGUGAAUGCUUGAGAGGGAAGGCAAUGAAAUAUUCUACUUCAAGGUGUAUGCUGAAAGUCUAGCUGUACUAGUAGCUUUAGGAAGACAGGAAACUAGCAGGUGUGUUGGAGGACAGCCCUUUAAUUUGGGGGAUAUGUACAUAACUGACUCAUCGCCGCAGUUCUACUGUUACUCUGUGUACUGAAUUGUUUUCCUAUGUUGUCAUUUUCUUAAGAAAACACGGAAGGAAAACUUGCAGGGUAGCUCUGCAUGACACCGUAAAGCUGGUUCUUGGAGCUGACCAUUAGGUGUGUCUUAAGUUUAAUUUGCUGACACCAGCUAAAACUGAAUGCUUCACGGGUUUAUCAAGCUGAAGGAUGAACGCAGUAUUGAUGUUCAUGGUAGUUUCCAGAGAGGCUGGGGAAGUCCAAGUAGAAAACCUGAACCUCUAAAUUGUUACUAAUAAUUGCCCUAGUUACCUUCCCGGAAGUGGAUGGCAGAUUGCAAACUGAUGCACUGAGUCCACCUUUUCUUGCUUAUUUGCAACUUAAAACCAAAUUGUAGCACAAAUGCAGUGUGUGUUUAAAGAAAGGUCAACAGGCUUGGGUAAGGGAGUAACAGUGAAAAUUGGAGAUGCUGUAAUCUUCAGCUGGAGCUACUUCAGUUACACACUCUCACUUUGGAACAUGCUGUUUUAAGACAAAUUCAUUUUACUGCAGUAAUUUCAUAGCAGUGCUUAUGGCAGGUGUAAAAAUCACUGGAUUGUAAUCUCAGAGGUGUUCAUUAAACUCCCACUUCUUCAAUUGUGACAGGUGUAGUUCUAUCAUCAGCCAAAGUGACCCUUGCUUUUAAGGAGAGGGCAGAGCUGGGCAGUUUUGUUCAGUCAUCCUGGGACUUAGGCUUACCUGCCCUAACAUGCAACAAGGGGAGAGCAGUAGGUUUCCCCUAACAAACGGUUGUGGAACAGUAAUAUUCAAAAUAGAUGGGGAACAUGAACGUGAGAGUUCUUCUCCACGUCAUUGUUCUGUAUUGCACCGUACGGCCUGUAUUUGAGGGGGGUGAAAUGAAACUUGGUAGAAAACUGAAGGGAAUCAUUCAGCAUUUGGGUAUUUCAGUUUAGGUUUAAAUGUGUUUUCUUUAUUGCUUAGGUGUAUUUGCAGGUACCUCUUGGGUAGUUGCCUUGUUAGGGUAGUUGCCUAGCCAGUGUUAACCACUGGUUUAAGCUGCUGGGUGUAUAUUUAAUGAAAUUGAAAGCACAUAUGAUGCCAAUGGAGAAAAGUAUCAACUUUUUCUCUGAUGUGAGAUUUUUUUCAGACUACCUUUUUGGUUGGGGAGGAUGUGGCAUUUGGUUGCUGUGUAUAUGAUACUUUUUACGAUGUACAAACAUGUUUAUUGGAAAGGGGAUUUGAGUACACUCUGUAUGACUUGUAACUUAAGCUUGGAAACCGAGAAGCUUGCAUGAUUUUGUCUUUUGUUAUCGACCUGUGAAGUGUACUUUGAGGUGUUAAACUUUUUUCCUUCUUUCUUCCUGUUUGGAAAUGUUGAAUUUGAAACACAUCUUUGCUACAGUGCUAUGAAGCACUGAGUGCUUGCUUCCUCUAAAACCACUUCUGGAAAAAAACUUGAAUUGUGGGGGGAUGGCUUGGGGGGGAAUGGGCUUAACUCAUAUGUAUCCCACAUAUUUCUUGUACUUUGCACUGUGUACGCCUUCAUUAAAAAUACCUGGAAGUGUGAUAGAACUUAAGAAUUUUAGGCCAAACUUCUUAGAUGAAGACCUCGUUUCCCACCUUGCUAUCGUAUAUGGAGGUAACAGCUAUCAGUUACCAACAAUGGUAAUAAAGUUUCUUUUAUCAAAAAAAUCUUCCAGACUGUCUUGGUAAAGAGCUGCAGUAAUGCCGUUUACAAUAAAUGUGGUCUCAAAAAAAAAACAAAAAGCAUGCAAAAAUGCCUGUUAUGAGAUGAAGGGUUGCGAAGCGUGACUUUUCAGAAGUGUGGAACAGCACAGUCUUGAGCCGUGUGUGGGAAGAAUGACAAAGGUGCAGCUGUUGAGCCUGCUGUUUUGUAAAACACAAACAUAGCAGACUGACUUGUGAAUUUUCCCUGCUUAAAUAAUGGCCAUGGCUGCUGUCUUGGCCAUACCUACUGUGCUGCUGCACAUACCUUUCAAGAAGUGGCAUGUCUGUGCUACAGUAAAGGUAACGUAAGCAUUUAUUAGAUGUUAGACUGCAAAAAUUGUUGCAAGCACGUGAAAAGGAUGAAUUCAGUAGUGUGUUCUGCAGUACUGCAGGAUGGCUUUUCCAUAAGGAAAUCCUAAUCUGAAUCAUACUAAAUUAACAAAUCUUACUUGCUGUUUUUUGCAAUAAAAGGUGGUACGAUGCCUGUGCCUGAUCUGUCCCUGUGGUCUGAUCCUUGGAAGUACCUGAUGAUGUUGGUUUAUUUUCAUAGGCAGUGCGUUCUUUUUGAUUUAUAGCAAGUUAACCUUCUCCCUCAAACAAGUGUUUUGAACCUUAGUUGAAAACAGCUCAAUUCUGAAGCUGUUUCCUUGGUGCUAAUGGACAAAAAGCAUAGAAACCCAGAGGAGUGGGUGUUUUAAGCCUUCUCUACCCAAUGCUAGAAGUUCCUUUACAGAGGCCAUCAACAUAAUGAAACAUCAGUCUGUACUGCUGGGAAGUAGCGUUACAAACUUCUGUUCCCUUUUAAACCUCAAUGCUAGUUUAAGUGUUAAGAACUUCUCUGUCCUGGUUUCAGCUGGGAUAGAGUUAAUUUUCUUCCCAGAAGCAGGUACAGUGCUGUGUUUGGAUUUGGCAGGAGAAUAAUAUAACACACUGAUGUUUGAGUUGUUGCUAAGCAGUGUUUAUGCUAAGUCAAGGACUUUGCAGCUUCCCAAGCUCUGCCAGCGAGGUGGGGCAGAAGCAGCUGGGAGGGAGCACAGGCAGCACAGCUGACCCCAGCUGGCCAAAGGGGGGUAUUCCAUAUCAUAUGAUAUAGUGCUCAGUAUAAGCUGGGGGGAGCUGGCCAGGAGGCAGCAAUCACAGCUCAGGGACUGGCUGGGCAUCAGUUGGUGGGUGGUGAGCGGUUGCAUCACUUUUUUUCCUGAGUUUUAUUUCUCUCCAUUAAAAUUUAUUAUUAUUUUAUUUAAAUUACUAAACUGUUCUUAUCUCAACCCAUAAGUGUUCUCACUUUUACUCUUCCCAUUCUCUCCCCAUCCUGCUGUGGUGGGGAGUGAGUGAGCAGCUGGGUGGUGUUUAGUUGCUGGCUGGAAUUAAACCACAACAUUCCCCUAAAUUAAUAUGUCCUGUAUGGCCGUUGCAGAGUUGCGUGUAUUUAGCAAGUCAUUGAAUGUUGCCACAAACUAUUGUAGGUUACCUCCUUUAUCGCAGCUGAGAGGAAGGGGGAAGCCACAGCUUGUCAUGUUCUUGUUUCAAAUUAGGUAUUCAAAAGGAAAUCAGCCACUGACUUUCACAAGCAAUAAUUCAUACCAACCGUAAUUGGGUAGCAGAAAGAAUUCAUCAUGUUUAAGGCACUAACACUUCUACAAAGAAUCAUCUUUAAAUAUAUCAACUUUGUCUCUAAGGAGAGCAGCAGCAAAGAAUUGUGCCCAGAAGAAUACUUGGCACUUUUAUAGGCCAUACCACAUCUUUGGAAUUGAAAGUAAUUAGCGAUGCAACUGGAAUAUAGUUUAUCCUAUUUCUUAAACUUUCUCUUUAAACCCUUCCCACCAUAGCACUGCUUAGACUGAGGGAGGAGGAGGAGAGGGUAAUAAGGAUUUCUGCUGGACACCACCACUCCCUUUCUGGUUUCAUAGGAACACAGUUGCCUGUAGCAAUUCUUAUCAGAAGGGGCUACCUGGAGCUAGAGGGAGAAAUGCAUUUAGACCUCCAUUUCCCCAUCUGUAACAAUAGCCAUAUUUCAUAUUAGAGCGCUGCCACUGCACUUCAGUCAGCAUUUAAAUUUCUGGUAAUGGAAGUCUUGGUGGUAACCUUGACACCUGGCCUAUAGUGGUGAUGCACAGAGGAAGGGAAAGCACACAGCCACACGCUGUGUGACAACUGUUUGGGGGAAGGAGGAGGAAGGGAAGAAUAGUGAAGAAUAUAUGGUGCUGAUCAGUUUUAGCAUCUAAAAAAAAUUCCUGACAGGUAGAGGACAGUACAGUUCGGUCUUACCAGGUCUGCCAGAAAGAGAAAGGUAACUCAGUUGAGCCAAACCUCUCUGUAUACAGAUGAUGCAAAGCACCUCCCGGCAAGGGUGCCACCCUCAGAGGACGGCAGCCUUCGUUAGCAAAAUAACAAGAAACUAUCAACUCUCUCCAAUGCAGGGAUUCAAGCAUCCUCCCUUUUACAGCAUCUCUAAGCCUAGGCUCUACCCUGCAAAACAUUCACUUCAUAGUUACGCACUAACCUGACCUCUUGUAACCAAUUAUUUUAAAUCUUCCAGCAGGAUGAAAAAGUGACUCCUGUGUCUGUCCAGUUAUUGCUUUAUUAUAUCAAGAGCCUAAAAUCCAGUGCGCUGUCAGUAACAGUAUAGAUUUUUCAAGGGGCCUGAGCCUCUUUCAAGUUCAGAUUAAUCCAGAGUAAAGCAUUACUCAGUAAGUAGUGACUAGUAGUUUAAAAGGGGGGGG
Phalacrocorax carbo (great cormorant) is the source of this 8223-nucleotide messenger RNA. NCBI's taxonomy places the organism in Eukaryota, Metazoa, Chordata, Aves, Suliformes, Phalacrocoracidae. The record is from RefSeq and is a predicted model, not a curated record.